CGGUGAGGGCGGGAGAUGCCACAGGCGAUGUCCUGGGAGAGGUCUCUGACCGCGACCCUGGUCUUCUGGCUGCUCGGUGUUGGGGGGACACUGGCCUGUCCGGAUGGGUGCAGCUGUUCCGGAGAGAACGGGGAGCGUAUCGUGCACUGCAGCCACCGGAACCUGAAGGAGAUCCCGAAGGAUAUCCCUUGGGAUACGUUCGUCCUGGACCUGGACUCCAACCAGAUCACCGAGGUGCCGGACGGGGCUUUUAAGAACCUGCACCGGCUAGUGGAGCUUUACCUGUCCAACAACCAGAUAGAGAGGGUCUCGGCCACUGCAUUCCGGGAUGUGGCGGGGGGCCUGAAGCUCCUCGACCUUUCCAACAACAACAUCAGGAGGCUGAGGCCGGAGGCGUUCAGCAGCAUGAGAGCCAAGACCAGGCUGUACAGCAACCCCUGGCACUGCACCUGCGACUUGCAGGAGCUCAUCAGUGUCCUCAACCCGGACCUGGAGACGGUGAACGACAUCAUCUGCUCCACGGCCAUCGAGGAAGAGUACGCAGGGAGGUCCUUCAUCCAACUGCUAAACGCGGGGAUCAAUUUCUGCAACGUGCAGCAGAAAACCAUGGACGUGGCUAUGCUGGUCACCAUGUUCUGCUGGUUCUCUCUGGUCAUUUCCUACGUGGUUUACUACGUGCGACAGAACCAGGAAGACGCCAGGCGCCACCUGGAGUACCUCAAGUCGCUGCCCAAUCACCACAUGAUGCAGGGCGAGGCAGAUACAGUCAGCACCAUCCUGUGAGGUUUCGUGACCUCCAGCUUUUUUGUGAGCAACAAAGCAAAUUCGAUGUCCAAAGUGCCUGCGUAAAGUGCCUGAUUUUGCCCUCGAAAGGGAGGCAGAAUACCUUCAAUCAGGCCCCCGUCCCAAUGUGCAGCCAUAGGAGAAACUGGGCCCUAGAAUGCAAGCAAGGGGAGCAAGCUUCCACCCUCCCCCUCUAGUCCACCAGCAUCAGUCAGGUUCUAACUGAUACAACUUGCACUUAAUAUAGCGUCCCAGAGCACUUCAAUAACAACAACUAGCAUAAGCACACACCUUCCAAAGUAUUGGAGAUUAUUAUUGCACAAGUC
Molecule: messenger RNA, 1109 nt
Organism: Callorhinchus milii (elephant shark)
Lineage: Eukaryota; Metazoa; Chordata; Chondrichthyes; Chimaeriformes; Callorhinchidae
Product: leucine-rich repeat-containing protein 3-like
Exons: 1
Coding region: 16-783 (255 amino acids)
Molecular function (GO): protein binding
Source: RefSeq, a predicted model, not a curated record